This is a messenger RNA of Leptinotarsa decemlineata (Colorado potato beetle), 901 nucleotides long. RefSeq names its product cysteine dioxygenase type 1. Gene Ontology annotation, biological process: L-cysteine catabolic process. Lineage: Eukaryota; Metazoa; Arthropoda; Insecta; Coleoptera; Chrysomelidae. The record is from RefSeq and is a predicted model, not a curated record. Gene Ontology annotation, molecular function: cysteine dioxygenase activity; ferrous iron binding.
UCGAAGGGGGUUUAUCAGUGGCAUUCGAGAGUCUAUUUUCGACGAAUUAGUUACAGACAGUUCGAAAAAGUGCAAAAGGAAAUAUGUCCGUGUGCGAGUACAAUAAUUUCGUUGACUACAAAGCUGAAGAUGACUUCGAUAUCAAGUUUUAUAAGCAAUUGGGCGCUGCUCUGCCCGUUAUUAAUUGUUUGGACGAUUUGAUCCGGGAACUGAGGGUGAUUUUCGAAAGUGAUUCGGUCAAUAUUGAUUUGGUUCGAUAUGUGAUGACGGCCUACAAGUCCAACCCGGCGGAUUGGAAGAAAUUCGCAAAGUUCGACAGAUACAGAUACACGAGGAAUUUGGUCGACGUCGGCAACGGAAAGUACAACCUGAUGAUUCUUUGUUGGGGUGAAGGCCACGGUUCGGCGAUCCACGACCAUGCAAACGCCCACUGUUUUAUGAAAAUGUUACAAGGGUCUCUGGAAGAAAUAAGGUUUGCUUGGCCGCAGAAAAUUCUCGAGCCUUUGGAGGAAGUCGGCAGGAAACCGCUUUUCGUCAACGACGUUUGUUACAUCAAUGAUUCCAUUGGACUCCAUCGAGUUGAAAAUUCGUCUAACGUCGACACCGCUAUAAGUCUGCAUUUAUAUUGUCCACCGUACAAAAAUUGUUCAGUAUUUAAUCAAAAUACGGGCCAAAAGUCUACUAGUACGGUUACAUUCUAUUCCAUGUUUGGAAAACGUAUCAAAGAAAAUAAGGAUGUGGAAGAGCCAGAAGAUAAUUGAAAGCAGUUCCUUUAAGUUCUAUUAGAGAUUAUUUCUAUAGUGUCACCGUUCAAACGAUCAUAAAUAUAUUUAACUGUAAAUAACAGUUUAUGUUUAUAAAAUGUUAUUAUUUAAUAAAAUAAACCCAUCAACUGAUUUUA